Messenger RNA from Micropterus salmoides (largemouth bass), 966 nucleotides. It is a transcript of the gene mrps18b, whose product is annotated as mitochondrial ribosomal protein S18B. The record is from RefSeq and is a predicted model, not a curated record. The coding region runs from base 69 to 809 and encodes 246 amino acids. The transcript has 7 exons. NCBI's taxonomy places the organism in Eukaryota, Metazoa, Chordata, Actinopteri, Centrarchiformes, Centrarchidae. Gene Ontology annotation, molecular function: structural constituent of ribosome. Gene Ontology annotation, biological process: mitochondrial translation. Gene Ontology annotation, cellular component: mitochondrion; ribosome.
ACAUAGCAACAAUAUGGCUUGAUCUUUGACCUUUCACCUACAACCCCCAACACAACAAGGAGGGGAAAAUGGCUGCCUCCAUCCCAGGAAUCGUGAAGGCUUUUUGCCGUCUUUCGCCUUCAAUUUUACAUCCAUUACGACAGUAUCAGUCCUGUCUGCAGAGGCUACCUGUAAGAACAUGCCCGGGUCUCUCUCUGUUUGUACCUCCAAGUCGCUUUUUCUGCAAAGCAGCGUCACUCCAGGAUGAGGAUGCUGCUCGUGCUGCUGAGGCGAUCUCUGCCUACAAGGACAGACCCUGGGAUUACCUGGAGAGUGAAGAGUACAUUGAGAGGUAUGGAACCAAUCCAGUGUGGGCAGGCUACAGGAGGAACCACAAAGGAGGCAUUCCCCCACAGAAGACCCGCAAGACCUGCAUUCGAGGAGACAAGAUAUGUGGAAACCCCUGUCCAAUUUGUCGGGAUCCAAACGUUAUUAUCCAUCAUCAGAAUGUUAAACUGUUGCAGCAGUUCAUCAGUCCCCACACUGGAACGGUGUAUGAUCCCACUCGAACUGGUGUGUGUAUGAAACAGCAGAAGAAGCUAAAUGAGGCAAUCAACGCAGCACGUAAUCAUGGUUUACUCCCCUUUCAGAUUCCGUAUGUGGAAUUUUCAGCAGAGGACUACUCAAAUUCCCAUGACGCUGUGGGCUCCACACCACCUCCCCAGUUCUUAACCCCUGGAAACACGUGGUAUAAAUGGUACGGAGAAAUACAGCCUGAUGAGAAUGACGUUGCGAAAGUCAAGAAGACAUACAAGGCUUACUUAAAGUGAUGGAGUCUACAGAAGCCGUCCUGUUGCUCGUGCUGAUGUUUCUGCCAUUCACUCACUGUAGCUGUAUGGUUUGCUGUACACAUGUACAUGUCUACUGGAUAGUGAGUUUCCAGCUUUCAUAUGCUACAGGUAUGAAAAUAAAAACUGCACCAUAAAA